Saccostrea cuccullata (small rock oyster) is the source of this 813-nucleotide messenger RNA. RefSeq lists its product as uncharacterized. The record is from RefSeq and is a predicted model, not a curated record. The transcript has 3 exons. Lineage: Eukaryota; Metazoa; Mollusca; Bivalvia; Ostreida; Ostreidae. The coding region runs from base 102 to 785 and encodes 227 amino acids. Gene Ontology annotation, molecular function: protein binding.
AUAACAGUGCGUAGAUAAAAAGUACGAAUACGUUGUUCAUUAGUCAUCAGUGUGUGGAAAGAGGCUGUUGUCUAAUUCAGGUACUCGCAGUUACAACGAAUAUGUCCAAGAUAGUAGGCGAUGGCUACUCGGAUGACAUUGGUUUUCCAGAAACAGAUAUAACGCUAGUUAUAGAAGAUAAGAAAAUUCAUAUCAACAAAGGCGUUCUUUCCAGACAUUCUCCAGUUUUUGAAGCCUUGUUUUCUGGAAGUACUGAAAGGGAGAUAACGCUGGAGAACAAAAAGGCUAAGGACUUCGUUGCUUUUCUCGGAUGUUUUUAUCCAAACAUGAAAAAACAGAUAACAGAACAGAAUGUAUUGCAAAUAUUACCGUUGGCACACGAGUACCAGUCUUCAGUAGUUACCGACUGCGAAAAAUUCAUGCAAAGCAUGUGCAACCAAGGACAAAACCUGACAGUGACCACAUUUCUGGAUUUCAUCUUAGCAGCCGAAAAAUAUGAUCUACAAAAUUUUCUAGACACGGCGGUGAAAUUUUGUGCUCAUGUGAAUUUUGAUCUUCUCAACGGAAGGCAGUUUGAAAGAAGACCGGUAUACAAGGGAUUUAACUACACAGAAAGAGUUAACAAAACAAUCUCUCUUCAGUGCCUAAAAAUUGAUCCUAAAACUCGUCUUGCUAUCGCAGAAAACAGACUUAAAACUCUUGAAAUGCGUAACAGAAAGUACACGAACAAAGACCCAUUAGAUGAAAAGGAUAAAGACAUAUACAUGUAUAUGCCAUUGGUUUAAUAUCUUUAAGAAUAUUAUCUUUAUAUAU